CCUGCCUGUGCGAAAUUCUGGAAGGCUUGUAGGAGGUCCUGGUACGCUCGUACUUUUCAAGUCUGAACUGAAGUGCCUACAUACCAAUCUCAACAAAUACCACAUGCACAGUACGAGCUCACCUAUCCUGUAUAAAACGGCGGGCUUUCUCCUACAACCCAACUUCCCAAGUCACAACAGCAAUCGUGGCUUUCUUUGCCGGAACGAAAACCAUUGCAUUUGGACGUAGCACAAGUCGAUUUGUCGUGCACAUUCGAGCCAUGGCGUCUGUUGCAAAGUAUGAUCUCCUAGUGCUGGGUGCUGGGUCCGGAGGACUGGGAAUGGGCCGGCGGGCUGCUCGUCUUGGCCAGAAGGUUGCUCUGUUCGAAGGAUCACCAGUCCUCGGAGGAACUUGUGUUAACGUUGGAUGCGUACCGAAAAAGGUUAUGUUCAACGCUGCCAAGCAUGCCGAAUUCCUCCAUGACCAUGCCGGAUAUGGCUUCACAGUGGGAGAACACUCCUUCAGCUGGAACACUCUGAAGACAAAGCGUGAUGCCUACAUCAAGCGUCUCAACGGUAUCUAUGAGACGAACGUUGUCAAGGACAAGGUUGACACGUUCAUGGCCAAGGCACAGUUCGUCAGUGGUCACAGCGAGCCGACUGUCGAGGCUGAUGGCAAGCUGUACACGGCACCGCACAUCUGUAUCGCCACCGGUGGCCGCCCGAUGGUGCCAGAUAUUCCUGGUGCCGAGCAUGGCAUCACCAGCGAUGGUUUCUUUGAACUUGAGACACAGCCAAAGAAAGUGGCCGUUGUUGGUGCUGGCUACAUUGCAGUGGAGUUGGCUGGUAUCUUUGGUGCACUGGGAUCUGAAGUUGACCUUUUCAUCCGCAAGGAAAAGGUGCUACGUGUCUUCGAUGAUAUGCUGAGCGAGGCUCUGAUGACCGAGCUGCCACGUGGUGGUGUGGCCGUGCAUCCCCACACACAGUUGCAAAGUGUUACCAAGGAAGCUGAUGGCACCUUGACCAUCAAGCGUAUAUCCGAUGGCAAGGAGGUGUCUGGUUCAGGCUAUGACUGCUUGCUGUGGGCUAUUGGACGUGUGCCGAACAUUGAGAUUGGACUUGACCAUGUCGGAGUUGAACUGGAGCGUGGACACAUCAAAGUUGACGAAUUCCAAAACACCUCAGCCAAGGGUGUCUACGCCAUUGGAGAUGUGCAGGGCAAGGCUUUGCUAACCCCAGUUGCUAUUGCCGCCGGCCGUCGCCUGGCUCAUCGUCUGUUCGAUAACCAGCCCACUCUCAAGUUGGACUACAACAACAUUGCCACUGUGAUUUUCAGUCACCCGACCAUCGGUACUGUUGGUCCUUCGGAGGCCGAGGCUAUCAAGGAGCACGGCGCUGACAAGAUCAAGUCGUACACGACUCGCUCAGUGAACAUGUACCAUGCACUCAAGGACCCCAAAGACAAGAUUCCCACCAUUGCCAAGAUGAUCACACUCCUGCCAGAGGAACGGAUUCUUGGUUUGCACAUUAUCGGUGAUGGAGCGGACGAGAUGAUCCAAGGUUUCGCCGUGGCAAUCAAGAUGGGAGCCACGCACAAGGAUUUCAAUGAUACUAUUGCCAUCCACCCCACUGGCUCCGAGGAAAUUGUCUUGAUGUGAACAAACAAGGAAAUGGCUAGCCGCUGAAGCAGAACAAUAGGCCUUUUUCACUCCACCUUUCCACACAGCGAGUUUUAAAUUACAGUUCUCCUACCUGUCGCAUCUUGGGCAUGCUGAUUCUUCUCUAAACUGUGCUUGACUAAAGCCGUUGUUUCUUUACGGUUUUCACUAGAAACGUACGAAUCAUGCAGUCAUACUUCCAUUUUACCAUAGAUUUUACACCAGCUAACCCGGAAUUAAGUGAAGACAUCACAGCUGGUUGGUUAUAGAUUCGUCGAGCUUUUUGAAUCUGCUCUCACUUUUAGAUAUAAUCAUUUCAUGAAAAAAUCAUAAAAUAUAGUUUUUUCUUUAGGGUUCUUCCUUCUAAGUGUUCUCUGAUGGUCUGGGCUGUUUCUGCAACCCGUUCUCUCUCA
Molecule: messenger RNA, 2050 nt
Organism: Sycon ciliatum
Lineage: Eukaryota; Metazoa; Porifera; Calcarea; Leucosolenida; Sycettidae
Product: glutathione reductase, mitochondrial-like
Exons: 14
Coding region: 261-1637 (458 amino acids)
Biological process (GO): cell redox homeostasis; glutathione metabolic process; cellular response to oxidative stress
Cellular component (GO): mitochondrion; cytosol
Molecular function (GO): NADP binding; glutathione-disulfide reductase (NADPH) activity; flavin adenine dinucleotide binding
Source: RefSeq, a predicted model, not a curated record